CAGUUUCAGGUGGAAUUCCCCUGAACUCACCUGAGUCCGUUCUCCACUCCUUUACAGGAGUAUAAAGCGUUACAGGUAGUUAAAGGAAGAAACACGUAAAUCUUCCUCAGACAUACAGGUCACAUAGAGAACAGCCAGAGGAGAGCACUAAUACUUUAACAGUGGGAAUUCCACAAUACAUGCUCAUACUGCGCAUUGUCCUGGAGCAUAAUUCCUUUGCAUCAUAUUGUGGCUCUUGCUGUUAUCAGUGUCUCCAUGUCAUCUCCCUGCCUCAGCAGCAUCCUGACUCAUGCUAACCUCACCAUGUAUCAGACUGGCAUCCCUGAUGUCCUGUCACAGCAGCCUGGUGUGCUGCCCAGCAUCAACACCCUGCAGAAUUACAGCUCCAACAUAAGCGGUCAGUGGUACAGGCACAUCAGCCCUCACUGCUGGACAGCAGACAAUGUUCUGGAGUGGAUCAGUGACCAUGUAGAGAGCACCAAGUUUGAUGCAAGCAUCCUGAGUCUGGCCUACUGCACCAUGGAUGGCCCUGCUCUCUGCCAGAUGACCCGGGACCAGAUGAUCGAGGUCUUCGGCCCGCAACUUGCCCCGCACCUCCACCAGAGUCUGCAGGAACAUAAGACCAAAUAUGAGCUGCAGAGCCUGUCAGGACCAGAGCUGAAUGAGACCUGCCAGCUCCUGGACAACUUCCUGCACAACCUGAACUUCCCUCUGCUCAGCAGCAUUAGAAUUGGCCAAGCUGAGGAGGCCAUCAGCAAGAGGGAGUUUGACUACAGGGAUGAUUAUGAUCUUACUAGUCUUACCAUAGAGCCCAUGACACCUCUUGGAGACACCGAGUGCCUGUCUGAUAACCAGUCUGACAGCGAGUACAGCUCCUCCUCCAACAGUGGCAUGUUUGACUUCUCAAGCCUCAGCUCCCCUGAGUCUGGCAGUGGUGAAUCAGACCCAGAGUUCUCCUACCCCCUGAUUUCAAAGGUGCACAUCAAAACAGAGAAAGGAGAGUCUCGACUCAAGCGACCCAGGGGGCGACCUCCCAAAGCCAACAGAGAGCACAGCAGCAGCAUUUAUGAAAAUCCAAAGAAAAACAAGCAUGCGCCUCGUGGCACUCACCUGUGGGAGUUCAUCAGGGACAUUCUGAUCCACCCAGAGAGGAACCAGGGCCUGAUGAAGUGGGAGGACCGUCGCGAGGGUGUCUUUAAGUUUCUCAAGUCUGAGGCUGUGGCUCAGAUGUGGGGCCAGAAAAAGAAGAACAGCAGCAUGACGUAUGAAAAACUCAGCCGUGCCAUGAGGUAUUAUUAUAAGAGAGAGAUCCUGGAGCGAGUAGAUGGCCGGAGGCUCGUAUACAAAUUUGGAAAGAACUCCAGUGGCUGGAAGAUUGAAGAGAUUGGCAUGGGCAUGUGAGACAUCAGUCACCGAGCACGUAGAAGCCAAAAUGCCAAUCAAGGCAAUAGUUCAGAACUAGAAAUACUUGUGUGGCCUGUCUGAAAAAAAUCCUUCCUUUCCCAGAUGUUUAAGACACUAACUUCCUCUUAGAAGGAAGGUGUUGCAGAAAAUGUAAGCCAGUGUUUUUGGCUCUAGUAGGUUUUAUGAACCAAUAUUAAUAUUGUACCUGUUUUAUGCUUUUGAUUGUCACUUCAGAAACCUAACUAUAUGCACAGUAACCAAAGUGGGCAUCAUUUUGGAUGCUGUAAGCACCUAAAGGCUGAAAAGGCUAACUAUUUACAAAUGUACAGAAUUCACUCUGCUGUUUGUUUUGAGCUGAAGUUAGUGUAGUGAUGCAGGACUGGCUCAUCCUCAUCUGUCACUAUGUUUUUUUUAGUAUAUGGGCAUUAAUGACUGUACUGUGGUGCUCAAAUGUCUGGAAUGUAUCCUUCUUUUUCUUACUUUUAUAUUACUUUCUUGUUAUGAAAGGGUAUAACUUUCACUAUCAGUUUUCCAAUCACUUAUGGAUCAAAUUUGGAAAAGUCCUCUGCUGGUGAACUCAAUGUGAAGGACAAUGAUAGAAUUAGGGUGAAAUAGUGAUACAACUUCACAUUAAUACAGUAAUGAUGUGCACUACAUGUCUAUCAGUAUCACUUAUUUUAAAGUGUGUUUAUACAAAGUACAAAGGAGUAACUAUAUCACGUCUCAUAUAUGAUCAUCACGUGUAAAAAGUGUUUGUAUAAAUCAGUCAGAUAUCAGCUGCAUGUUGUGUGAAUUUUUUUAUUUGUUAAUGUGAUUAAAGAGAUACUUUGCUGAUUUUCAACCGACAUUAACAUUGUUAAGGUACCCCGUGUGCUGCCAGCUCCCGGAGGUCCCCGCCUGUCCAUCAGCCAAAAUCUGCCAGAUGGAACAUGUCAGCAAUGAUGUGAAAUGACAUAUUGUUGCUCAUGACAAGGGCAGGGAAUUCCUGCCGCUGAGGAAGGGGGGGAUGCCAAACACUGUUCAUCAGCAUACACUCCCCACACUGGUUGAAAAUUGGGAGUAAAGUAUUUCUUUAGUCCACUUUGCUGUCUUCCACUUUAUACUGAUAAAUGUGUAUACCUGUAAAAUACAUCUCAUUAUAUCUAUAAUAUCUCUUAAAUAAUUGCUUUUUUCCUUUUCUUUUUUUCUUUUUUACAGAAAUGCAUUUUAAUGUGUACUUGCUGUUUUGAGAUUCAUUUUUAAAACUGAACUCAGGGAUCUUAUUGGUAUAUCUGUAACCAUCAUGAAGGUUGGAAGAUGUGAUAAUGAAGUGCAACUCUGAGUGUUAAACUUAAACAAUGCUAAACAAUUAUCACCCACUUAUUGUCUGCAGUACUCCUCUAAAAUAUCCUCUUCAUUCUGAUGGGUAUUUAGCCAAUAUGAAAUCACAGGAGGGAGAGAAUAUUAUACAUUUGCAGCUGACGUCCUUCUUGCUCUGAGUGGGACUUCAGUUACUGAAAGAUUAAUGAGUGCACCAACUUGGUAAUUAGGACUGCAAUUAUUAGUUGGGUAGGGACAAGCCUUGAAUUACAUUAAAAACAACAUUGGGACAAAGGGAGACAACAUUUUCCAAAUUGAAUCCCUUCAUCCACACUGCAUCUAGCACCACCACCACCACCACCACCACCCACCCACUUUAAGCUCUUUAUACAAACACAGGCAAUUUCAAAUAAGCUCUAGUAGUGACAGGGAUGGUGUCUCUAACAACCAUUUCCAAAUUCAGUGUUAUAAACACAUCCAGACCAUGCUCUGUUCUGCAUACAUAUACACGAUAGGAUUACAAAACACAAAACGCCAAGAAAGUUACUUCAACAUUCAGAGGAAAAAAAUAUUUCAAAUAAGACUCUGGUGGUUACAAUCGGUUUACCUUAACAAAAAGAGCAGAGAAAACAGUAAAAUAAAAUACUGAUCCAAGAAAUUGCAAGGCAUUAAAUCAUAGGAUCAAAUCAUGAGCAAAUUAGAAACUCUGCACUUCAUUUCCAUUUUUCAAAUCUAGUGUUUAUCAUGUGUUAAUAUAUGCAAUUCCAAGACUUGUUUAAGAAUCCUAGUAUGCAGAAAUAAACCAUUUUGAAAAAUGGCAAUGCCCCUUUCCCCUCGCCAAAAUUUCGCCUAACUUUGGUGCAUUAUUUAGCCCCUUACCAUUAAGAUAGCAUGACAUGAUUUUUACUAAUGAAUGCCUUAGGCUGUCUACUUUAUUAUGAUAUUAGUAUCUUCACUCCAGCUGUAAAACCGAGUUUGCUAUGGUGGGUUUGCUAAUUAUUUACUGCUAGGUGCUACCUCACCUCAGCUUCAUUUGUCAACCCACAGGCUGUAUGGUCAUAGCUGUCACCAUAACUGCAGGGAUCAGGAUCAGAUGACAAGUUGAAAUGUGAUUUAAUAACAGUGAUUGUAACUUGUAUUGUCAGUUAAAAGUAUUGCUGCGAAGUUUAAAAAAUGAACUAAAAAAUACAUUAAGGGGCACAUUUGAUUGUUUUUUCUUCAGUGUAUCUGAAACGUUCAAAAUUUGAAUUCACAAACAAAUUUAAUGUGAACCUAUUCUCUAUGUCAAUGAAUAGCAGGGCUUCAACAGGGCUGGACAGAAUUAUCUUUAACUGGUUACAGUGAAUGAAUAAAUUAGCUGAAGUGAAUAGAUAUCACACUGUGCAUGAUGACAGUCAUAACGAUCACCUUUAUCAUACAUCAGGACACACUGUGUUUGACUGGCUUCAUUACCUGCACUUCAAGUGAGAGUGCAGAAAAGAAAGAAGCAACAACAACAUCACUAAAGCAAUGUCAGUACGAAAACAGGGCCUCAUACUGAUCCAUACUGUAGACUUAACCAGUGUGGUGCCAUUAAAACUUGUA
Epinephelus moara (kelp grouper) is the source of this 4287-nucleotide messenger RNA. It is a transcript of the gene elf3, whose product is annotated as E74-like factor 3 (ets domain transcription factor, epithelial-specific). The record is from RefSeq and is a predicted model, not a curated record. NCBI's taxonomy places the organism in Eukaryota, Metazoa, Chordata, Actinopteri, Perciformes, Serranidae. Gene Ontology annotation, molecular function: DNA-binding transcription factor activity, RNA polymerase II-specific; sequence-specific DNA binding. Gene Ontology annotation, biological process: regulation of transcription by RNA polymerase II; cell differentiation. Bases 256 to 1401 code for a protein of 381 amino acids. The transcript has 9 exons. Gene Ontology annotation, cellular component: nucleus.